ACGUGGAUGCUGGAGGGGGCACAGUAAAGCCGGGCGGUGAGUGGGGAGAGGGGGAGGGCCAGGUCUUCUAGCCAAGGUGGUGGAGGGAGGAUGCAACCUUCCCACAAAGAUGGAAAGAAACGAGGACAGGGCAUUCCCUAGAUGAGAACAUUCCCCUGCCUAAGGCGAGGGAGGGGAGGGGAGGGGAGGUGGGAGAGGCAGGGGCGAGGAGGGCUGGCCAAGUGUGUCUGCCAAGUGCCAGCCUCAGUGACCGGGGCCCAGGUGGGGGAACCGGGCAUCGGUGAGAUUUUCAAUGGUCCUGUCUUUCCACUUGCCAUCCCAGACUUUUGGCCUCGCCUUGGGACACUUUAUCUGGAGAAUUCUCCUGCUCUGAGAGGCUUCGUAAUAUCAGGAGGGACCCAUCAAAGGGCUUUGCUGUUCUCUCCUGACUUGUGCCUGAGCUCCUUGCCAGGAGGCUGUGGAGAGCUCUGUGGGCUGUGCGUGUUCCUGGGUGAUUUCGUGUCACCUUCAUGUGCUCCUGCAAGGGAGUGGGGGACAGUGACACCCAGUUGUGAGGACGGCAGCAGGUGCCUGAAGAGACCGUCAUGCCAUGACUGUCCCAGGUCACUCAGCAGCUGGUGGGGCUACUGCGUCCCUUGUUACCUGUUUUGCUCUGUCCUUCCACGACACCUUCUGCUGUCGCCCGUAUUUAUUUACAAAUGUAUUUGUCUAUUGUCGGACUCCCCGCUCCCCACUGAGACUGAGCCCGGCUUGGUUUGUUCUGGGCAGAGCUCGAGGGUGGGGGCUCAGUCAGUACUUGCUGAGCCAGCAAAUGCAUUGAGGAUGAGCACCUCCGGGCUUGUCUGUUUUGAGUCAGUUUCCUCCCUGUGUCCUUACAUCAUUUCUCCCCCAAGAACCACAUUUUACAAUAGUUUCUAUGGCAGCUCGCAGCUUCCUCCCUCUUCUUUAAGUGAGGGUGGGGGGAGGAACUGCCGCUUCACAACCUGGGGAGUGGGGUAUGUGUGUGCAUAUUCACAUGUUGUCUAUGGAGCUGUAGGGGGGAAGAUGGGGACAUUCUCCAGAUACCUCCAGGGGUUGGUCCCCCUUGGAGUCCAGUGA
This is a messenger RNA of Neofelis nebulosa (Clouded leopard), 1098 nucleotides long. RefSeq lists its product as uncharacterized. The transcript is spliced from 2 exons. The coding region runs from base 142 to 1098 and encodes 318 amino acids. The record is from RefSeq and is a predicted model, not a curated record. Lineage: Eukaryota; Metazoa; Chordata; Mammalia; Carnivora; Felidae.